AUGGCGACCCUUUCACCAACCGCGGCGAGCGUUGGCUCUACCUUGUCACAGCCAAAGGAAUACAGGGUCAUCGGCGUGCUCCUCGCCGUCGGCUCUGGUGUCCUCAUCGGUUCCUCGUUCGUCUUCAAGAAGAAGGGUCUGCUCAGCUCGCAGAAAGGUCAUGAGGCGGGCGAAGGCGUCGCGUACCUUAAGUCGGCAAGUUCUCUCGCGCAUGCCUACCCUAUGUGGUGGACUGGCAUGAUUCUCAUGAUUCUCGGAGAGCUUUGCAACUUUGCUGCUUACGCGUUCGUGGAAGCUAUCAUAGUUACACCCAUGGGCGCGCUUUCCGUGGUCAUCUCGUCACUGCUCUCGCACUUCAUUUUGAACGAGAAGCUCUCUCUAUUUGGCUGGAUCGCGUCCAUUCAGUGUCUCAUCGGUUCCUCAAUUCUUGCCUUGAACGGCCCGGAGGAGCAGAGUGUGAACACUAUCGAUGGCUUCCGCGAAUUCUUCGUGACGCCAUGGUUUCUGAGUUAUGCUGGUGUACUCAUUGUGAUUGCUAUCAUUCUGGCGGUCUGGGUUGCACCGAAAUACGGGAAGAAGAGCAUGUUACCUUACAUCGGCAUUUGCAGUCUCAUCGGAGGCAUCAGCGUGAGCUGCACUCAAGGCCUGGGUGCUUGUAUCUUGACCAGCAUUCGUGGACAGAAUCAAUUCAAAAAUUGGUUUAUCUACUUCCUCAUGAUCCUGGUUGUCAUCACUCUUUUAACUGAGAUUUAUUAUCUCAAUGUAGCCUUGGCCAUGUACAACACAGCUAUGGUCACUCCCACUUAUUAUGUCUUAUUUACGUUCUGUACUCUGGUCACCUCUGUGAUCCUUUAUCAAGGGCUGAAAGCCAGCGCGACACAAAUAAUCACAAUAGUCCUUGCCUUCUUGGUCAUUUGCUCUGGAAUUUUCAUCCUUCAAAUGUCUAAGGUCGACCCUCGGAAGCUGCAGAAGGUUGAUGAGCAUACAACCUUGUGGCUGGAGGUCGCUCGCGCAGAAGCAGAUCCCAACGCCGCACGCAAGGCCACUCUUCGCCACGCCACCUCAUUCAGAUCUCACCAUUCAGAAGUUCGCUCGCGUACCUCGGGCGGGCCCUCACACCACGGACAUGGUUAUAGUCACAGAGACAGCGACGCGGCCCCACAACUUCACUUGCAACACCAUAUCCAGAACGAAGGCAACCCUGAUGAUCUUGAAUGGAGCUUUGAUUCGGACGUGCAGUCAACUCGCGAGAUUGUGGAGAAGUCAGAAGAGCCUGGCAUCGACGCACUGCGCGGGACGUUUGGUGCCAUCGGUACGAUUAUCCGCGCGAAGCGACGCAACAGGGCCCUUUCCGCCGCCAGUCGUGCCACUCACAGUAGCAUGAGCCUUGACACCGACAUCCGGAGCUUGACAAGCGCGACCGUCAGGCCUAGUUGGCUGAGCGGGCACUGGACGACUCCGAAGGGCAGCCGCUUCCAGCCCAUGCCCGGUGGAAGCGAUGUGGAGAAGGGUCGCGUUGAGGUCGUCGAAGCACCGGAAGAGGAGAACGUCACCGAGAAGCCGCGUGCCGAUUCGCCCAUUACGAUCUCCAGCUCGUCCUCGUUUCACUUUCACCCCGCGUCCUCGAGCACGAUCCCACUCAACGCACUUCCCACCCACUCUACCAUCCGUUUCUCGGACGGCUCUGUUUCCUCGGACAGCUUAUUGUCAUCGGAGAGCAAGCACACCAGUUUGACGAGCAUGACGCGGGUAUUGAGCCCCGACCAGGCACGACUGGCCUAG
Messenger RNA from Phanerochaete carnosa HHB-10118-sp, 1782 nucleotides. RefSeq lists its product as uncharacterized. Gene Ontology annotation, cellular component: membrane. Lineage: Eukaryota; Fungi; Basidiomycota; Agaricomycetes; Polyporales; Phanerochaetaceae. Gene Ontology annotation, biological process: magnesium ion transport. The record is from RefSeq and is a predicted model, not a curated record. Bases 1 to 1782 code for a protein of 593 amino acids. The transcript has 12 exons. Gene Ontology annotation, molecular function: magnesium ion transmembrane transporter activity.